CCGUUGCACUAUCCCAUGGGCACAGUGCGCACUCAUAUUUACUAUACGUCGCACCGUCACUCGGUUUUGAAGGAGUCUCUGGUUAUAGAACGCAGUGACCACAGGCUUAGUUGGAACAGGAGGAGCACGUGAUGAAAUAAGUCCACUAUAAAUCUCCGCUGAUGCGCGCAAAGAAGUGCAACUCAUUUCUCAACUUUUCCACAACUAGAUGGGGUGAGGGAAUACUCGUGAAAAGUUCUGCUGCGGCAUCAAAGAGUUGGCCAAAUUACGCACGAGUUUAUAUAUUGAGAAUUCCCCUCAAACGCCAGGGCUGACGUGUAUGUAUUUAUUUGAAGAGGAUUCUGAUAUUUCUUUGGAAAACACAAUGGACAGAUUCGUACAUCACUUGAAGAUUGCAAGGGUGAUGUCAAACCCCAGCUUGCAUUGAGUGCAAAAAAGGGCACCGUUGGAAAAGUCAGCAGCACUCUGAUGCGGUGAAGGUGUGUGCGAUCCCGCAGGCUACACGUCUGUACUGCUCAGCUGUAAAUACUAGUUGUCUUUAUUCCGUACGUACGAAACUUAUUGAACGUUGUAUUUUCUCAGAGUACUUUGACAUUGGCGGGCACAUUUCAAGAUCUGUCUGCACCUUUACGCACGCAGCGCACCCGUUUACUCUAAACUGGGAAUACUAGAUUCCUGCGAUACGCGCAGACCGAAUAACGGAUUUUCGCUCCGAGACUGCUGUAUGGAUUUUUCAGGUAGGCCAACAUUUCCAAAUAACUGAAAGCUGAAAGAAAUAAUACUCGUUUUUAUGGAAACUACGCGGUGGCGAAUGUAAACCUUUUUGAAACGUGCUGAUAACGCCUAUUCGCCCCUUUUGUGCGUAUUUUCUAUUGAAGUAUACUUUUUUUGUUAAAGACUCUUAAAAGGGGGCUUCCGAAGAACCCCGUCCGUGAAGAUGAACUUCUCUCUCCUCAGCCUUCUCCUCACUCUGGAUUUAGCCACUGUGGCGCUCACGUUAUCCACGUGCAGCACGCUGGACAUGGAUCAAUUCAUGAAGAAGCGAAUAGAAGCCAUCCGGGGACAGAUCCUGAGCAAACUCAAGCUCACGACCCCCCCGGAGGAUUUCCCAGCGCCGGAGGAGGUUUCCCGCGACAUCGUGGCCAUCUACAACAGCACGAGGGACCUGCUGCAGGAGAAAGCCAACGAGCGCGCCGCGACCUGCGAGCGCCAACGGAGCGAGGAGGAGUACUACGCCAAGGAGGUGCACAAGAUCGACAUGCAGUCCCUGUACCCGACCGAGAAUUCCAUCCCAGCCGCGCACUACAACCCGUACUUCCGGCGGCUGACGUUUGACGUGUCCUCCAUGGAGAAGAACGCCUCCAACCUGGUGAAGGCGGAGCUCCGGGUGUUCCGCCUGCAGAAUCCCAAAGCCCGGGUGUCGGAGCAGCGCAUCGAACUCUACCAGAUCCUGGGUCACAAGGACCUGACGUCCCCCACGCAGCGCUACAUCGACAGCAAGGUGGUGCGCACGCGGACAGAGGGGGAGUGGCUCUCGUUCGACGUGACGGAGGCGGUCAGCGAAUGGCUGAAUCACCGAGACCGGAACAACGGAUUUAAGAUAAGCUUGCACUGUCCUUGCUGCACGUUUGUGGCGUCGAACAACUACAUCAUUCCCAACAAGAGCGAGGAGCUGGAGGCCCGGUUUGCAGGUAUCGACGACAGCUUCAUCCAGGGCGGGGUGCCGAGGCGGCGGCGCCACAGCGCCCACGCGCCCCACCUGCUGCUGAUGCUGCUGCCCUCCUACCGCCUGGAGUCCCAGUCCCAGCCCCAGAACAGGGGCCACCGCGCCAAGCGGGCCCUGGACGCCGCCUACUGCUCCAGGAACGUCCAGGACAACUGCUGCUUGCGGACGCUCUUCAUCGACUUCAAGAGGGACCUCGGCUGGCGGUGGAUCCACGAGCCCAAAGGCUACAACGCUAACUUCUGCGCCGGAGCGUGUCCGUACCUCUGGAGCGCCGACACCCAGCAUUCCAAGGUCCUGGGCCUCUACAACACCAUCAACCCUGAGGCGUCGGCCUCCCCCUGCUGCGUGUCCCAGGACUUGGAGCCCCUCACCAUCCUCUACUACAUUGGCAAGACCCCCAAGAUAGAGCAGCUGUCCAACAUGAUCGUCAAGUCCUGCAAGUGCAGUUAGGAACUGUUGAGGAGUGAUGCCGGCACAACCAUGAUCUGAUUUGUUUUAGUUUAGGACACACCUACAUGCAGACACGCACAUGCACACACACACACACAGAAACACCACACACACACACACACACGCGCACACACACACACACACACACACACACACACACACACACACACACACACACACACACACAC
Messenger RNA from Gadus morhua (Atlantic cod), 2364 nucleotides. It is a transcript of the gene tgfb2, whose product is annotated as transforming growth factor, beta 2. Gene Ontology annotation, biological process: transforming growth factor beta receptor signaling pathway; regulation of cell population proliferation. Lineage: Eukaryota; Metazoa; Chordata; Actinopteri; Gadiformes; Gadidae. The transcript is spliced from 8 exons. Bases 938 to 2176 code for a protein of 412 amino acids. Gene Ontology annotation, molecular function: growth factor activity; transforming growth factor beta receptor binding; cytokine activity. The record is from RefSeq and is a predicted model, not a curated record. Gene Ontology annotation, cellular component: extracellular region.